GUUAUAUUACUCACCUUACCCAAAAUUAAUCAAAUAAAAAAAAAAAAUAAAAUCAAGAGAAAAAGAUUAAAAAAAAAUGAAUGGUAGAGAUAAAUGGAGGUAUAUGAUCAUACAUCCAGAAAGUGCAGGAGCAGGGGACUUAUGGAGGUUUUGGAAGCAGGGGGAUAUAGAAAGUGGGUCCAACUUCAUUACAAGUAAUUAUUGUUUGGAUAAUGAAGAAGGUUCUGGAAGAUUUGAUUUAGAAGAAUGGAAAUCAAUGUUUGGAGGGAAAGAUAAAAGAUGGGUGAUUGUUGUUUCAGUGAUUGUGAGAAAAUUGAUUAGGGCUUUUGGUAAACCCUUGGAAUGGUUUGGUUAUUUUGUUGAUUUUUUUCUUAAUCUCCUCACUCUUAAUGGCAAUCUAUUUGGCCUUUUCGUCAACGUUGUCCAAGGAAAGGUGGUGGUUCCACAAAGAGGAACAGCAAGUUUCAUAAGCUCAAUUGGGCAUUUAGAUGGACGUAUUGACUUGUGUAAGACUGACAAUUUUGGAGGAGUCUCUGGCCCACACAUACACAACAAAUUUAACUUCAGUCCUGCUCUUAUGGACCUUUGUAUUAUGGCUUCCAAGUUAGUUUAUGAGAAUGAAAAUGUGGUCAAACAAAUUGUGGUUGAUCAUUGGAAGAUGCAUUUUGUGGGCUUCUACAAUGGUUGGAAUGAUUACCAGCAGGAGAUGUCCACCCAAGUGUUCAUCCUGUGUGACAAACCAGUAGAUGCUACAUUUAUACUAAUCAGCUUCAGAGGCACAGAGCCUUUCGACGCUGAUGAUUGGAGUACAGAUUUCGACUACUCUUGGUACGAAAUCCCUGGACUUGGAAAACUUCACAUGGGAUUCUUAGAAGCUUUAGGUUUGGGAAACCGAACAUACACUCCGACUUUCCAUCAUAAUCUCGCGAACAAAAGCACCAUUUCUUCCACCCCAAACAUGGCAGAAUUGACAGCAUAUAAUGCUGUCACAACCAAGCUGCAGGCCCUGUUGAAAGAACAUAAGAACGCCAAAUUUGUCGUUACAGGGCACAGCCUCGGUGCAGCCCUUGCUAUCUUGUAUCCGACUGUGCUCAUCUUGCGUGACGAGAGUGCGAUGAUGCAGAGGUUAUUGGGUGUGUACACUUUUGGACAGCCGAGAAUUGCAGACAGCGAUCUUGGGCAAUACAUAGACGCGAGACUUAAUACGCCUGACGAGCUUAGGUACUUCCGGGUCGUUUACUGCAAUGAUGUUGUGCCUCGGUUACCUUAUGAUAAUAACACUUUCUUGUAUAAGCAUUUUGGUGUUUGCCUCUAUUACAACAGCUUUUAUUCUCACAAGGAAGUGCAAGAAGAACCCAACAAAAACUUUUACGGAAUAAGGUACCUGAUUCCCGCGCACAUAAACGCUCUAUGGGAGUUGAUCAGGGCAUUCGCUAUGAAGUAUGCAUAUGGUGCGGGUUAUGAAGAGGAUUGGUAUUCUAUUUUUGCAAGGGUAGUAGGACUACUGCUACCUGGAAUUUCAGCUCACAGCCCGAGAGAUUAUGUCAAUUCGGUGAGGCUUGGAAAUGUAAGAGAUUACGCAGUUCAAAUGUAUUCUAUCGAUUAGAUUUAGGAAAUGAAUGAAGGUUAAUUUCAAUGUUUAUGUAAUGAGCAAAUAAAAUUUGUUGAGAUAGGCAUUGCGUUGCCUAAAUUUGAAAACUUUUGACGCCCAAAACUGGUUUGCUUGUAAUGUACAAAUAUAGCACACUUAGCAAAUUCAUCAAGACUCGAACAUUAUUAUAAGAAAAAAAAAAAAAAAGCAUUUCAA
Molecule: messenger RNA, 1807 nt
Organism: Amaranthus tricolor (Joseph's coat)
Lineage: Eukaryota; Viridiplantae; Streptophyta; Magnoliopsida; Caryophyllales; Amaranthaceae
Product: triacylglycerol lipase OBL1
Exons: 5
Coding region: 77-1606 (509 amino acids)
Biological process (GO): lipid metabolic process
Molecular function (GO): triacylglycerol lipase activity
Source: RefSeq, a predicted model, not a curated record